Molecule: messenger RNA, 899 nt
Organism: Juglans microcarpa x Juglans regia
Lineage: Eukaryota; Viridiplantae; Streptophyta; Magnoliopsida; Fagales; Juglandaceae
Product: NADPH:quinone oxidoreductase-like
Exons: 3
Coding region: 2-730 (242 amino acids)
Cellular component (GO): cytosol
Molecular function (GO): oxidoreductase activity; FMN binding
Source: RefSeq, a predicted model, not a curated record
CAUGUUUUCCUUUCAUAUAAAUUUGGCAAGCAUUGCAUUCGCAGAGACAAGUACUUCUACAUAUAGAGGGCAGAGAGAAAGAACUUGCAGAGAGAAAGAUCAGAAAGAGAGAGAGAGAGAGAUAGAUAUGGAGGCACUAGGCCGGAAAGCGAAGCCUGUAGCUGUCAAAGUGGCAGCUCUUUCUGGGUCUCUUCGUAAACGUUCCUACCAUCGAGGUCUCAUUCGUGCUGCAAUCCAACUAUGUGAGGAGUCGAUCAAAGACAUGCAAAUAGAGUACAUAGAAAUCGAGCAACUACCGAUGCUAAAUACUGACCUUGAAGGCCAUGGAACUUUUCCACCGGCUGUUGAAGCUUUCCGUCAGAAAAUAAAAGAAGCUGAUUGUGUUCUGUUUGCUUCCCCCGAGUAUAAUUUCUCCCUCGCUGCACCUCUGAAGAAUGCAAUUGACUGGGGAUCUAGACCACCAAAUGCGUGGGCUGACAAGGCUGCUGCAGUCAUAAGCACUGGAGGAAAUGGUGGUGGAGAACGAGCGCAGUAUCAUCUUCGCCAAGUUGGAGUUUUUCUUGAUCUUCACUUCAUUAAUAAACCAUUCUUUUGCUUGAACGCGUUCGAGCCUCCGGCAAAGUUCGAUAAAGAUGGAAACCUGAUCAAUGCAGAAGCCAAAGAAAAGUUGAAGAAAGUUCUUCUAGCCUUGCAUUCAUUUACUUUGCGUCUCCGCGGGGGCAAGCUGUAAGUGAGAUUAUGAUAUAUAUAUGUAAUUCUCAGAUAGAAAGAACAAAAAUCUGUGAUUCUUCAUGACGCAAUGAAUGGACGUGACAUUGAUUUGAAUUAAGUUACUACUAAUUCACUUAUUAUAAUUACUAUUUUGCCUUUUAUUUUGAAUUUUGGUCGAUGUAGUACUG